AUGGCUAAGAUCUCCGUCAAAGAAUGGGAUAUGGCUAAGACACUCAAUGAAUUCAGGAUCCAAGUAGAAUCUCAAGAUACAAAAGCAUAUCUUAGUGCACAGAAGGUGAUGCCUAAGUUGAUGAAUGAGAUCAUGGAGGCCCAGAAGGACGAUCAAGAGGUAGCCUGUGUCAAGGGACGUCAGGAAUCAGGAGACCCCAUGCUCAAUUGGGUAAUUCACCCUGAUGGGAGUUUAAGAUACCAGGGUAGACUGUUUGUACCAAGUGACGAGCUGCUUAGAGAAAAGGUACUUAAGGAAAGUCAUCAUUCUGCAUUUGCGGCAGAGCAUCUGAAACCAGAGGGAAUGUUGCAACCUCUAUCAAUAGCCGAAUGGAACUGGGAGUUUGUGAUGAUGGAUUUUGUGACAGGGUUACCUAAGUCACCUAAAGGACGCGAUGCUAUUUGGGUAAUAGUGGAUCACCUCACCAAGUCAACACAUUUCUUACCCUAUAAGAUGACCGACACUUUAGAGUCUAUGUGUAGGCUUUACAUCGAGGAGAUCAUUCGGUUACAUGGAAUUCCGGUGUCUAUUGUGUCAGAUCGUGAUCCACGGUUCACCUCUCGAUUUUGGGGAAGCCUGUAG
Molecule: messenger RNA, 621 nt
Organism: Camellia sinensis
Lineage: Eukaryota; Viridiplantae; Streptophyta; Magnoliopsida; Ericales; Theaceae
Source: RefSeq, a predicted model, not a curated record